This is a messenger RNA of Rhopalosiphum maidis (corn leaf aphid), 1706 nucleotides long. RefSeq names its product JNK-interacting protein 1 (gene Aplip1). The transcript is spliced from 8 exons. Gene Ontology annotation, biological process: regulation of JNK cascade. Gene Ontology annotation, cellular component: cytoplasm. The coding region runs from base 212 to 1375 and encodes 387 amino acids. Gene Ontology annotation, molecular function: protein binding. Lineage: Eukaryota; Metazoa; Arthropoda; Insecta; Hemiptera; Aphididae. The record is from RefSeq and is a predicted model, not a curated record.
ACGGCAAUAAUCAAUACCGUACAACUUGCAGGGCGGUCAUUUGUGUGUGCGUGUGCGCGUCCGUGGAGAAAUCGUAGUGUUUCUGAUGUCCACGAUGGGAUGAUAAUAUUAUGCAUGCGUUAUUUUAAUAAAAUAAUCCCACGAAGACACAGAAACCGACGGCGAUCACUGCAGAAUAAUAAACACGCAUGCAUAUUGUACGCAUAAAGCAAUGGCCGAUUCUGAGUUCGAAGAAUUCAGGCAAAUAUUCGAAUCGCUACCCCAACAUCUGAGGGCGUCCGCGCAGACUUAUACUCUAGUUCACGAUGUAUUAUCAGACGAAGAGUCAACGACUGAAAUUAAAAUCAAUACAAAUGUUGAUACCGAUAAUGCUUUCAAUGUGUUUUCCAUGUCAGACGACGAUCAAAAUGAGACAAAGAAAAAUCAAAUUGUGCGUUUAAGGCAUGAAAAAAGAAGAAGAAAAUUACCCGAAUUACCGAAAAAUAGAACUGGUUCGGUGUUAAGUUUGGCUGAUGAAUUAGGAGAAGUAUUUUCAUCAGACAGAAGGAAAUCGUUCGUAUCGGGAGUGCGAGACUUUGAAUGUCGAUCUCCAGACUCGGGUAUAUCGUUAGUUCAUUCACCCGAGAGAGCCAAAUCUAGUUCACCACAACAGAUAGAUACUCCAACUCCAGCAUCUUCAUGUUCAUCGGGUCUUCCAUUAUCUCAAUUAGAGCUAUUAGAGGCCACGCACAGAGGACUAUACAAGUUCGUUCCCAGACACCGGGACGAGAUGGAAGUGGAUAUCGGUGAUCCGAUUUACGUGCAAAAAGAAGCUGAAGACUGUUGGUGCGAAGGAGUUAAUCUACGCACUGGCGCUCAAGGAGCGUUUCCGUCCGCGUACGCAGUAGACGUCGAGUACACGGAUUUCGAUUCUGCAACACCCAAGGUGAAACGAGAACGGUUUCUUUUGGGAUAUAUGGGUUCGGUGGAGACAAUGUGGCACAAAGGAAAUUCUGUACUGUGUCAAGCAAUACGCAAGAUAACAGAACGACCCAAUUGUAAACCACAAUCGUGCAUACUUGAGGUAUCGGACCAAGGACUUCGAAUGGUUGAUCGUGCCAAAUCUUCUACGAUGCAGACUAGAGAUUCGAGUACACCAUGCCAAGAUUAUUUUUACUCUUUAAAAAACGUAUCGUUUUGUGCGUUUUACCCGGAUGACAACCGAUACAUGGGGUUCGUUACUAAACAUCCGACAUGUCAGAGGUUUGCGUGUCACGUGUUUAAAGCAAACGAAUCGUCGAGACCAGUGGCGGAAGCGAUCGGACGUGCCUUCCAAAGAUUCUAUCAGAAAUACAUAGAGACAGCGUAUCCAGUGGAAGACAUAUAUAUCGAGUAAACGGAAGAAAAGACCGCGGUCAUCGUGUAACAUAAUAUGUGCGGAGGACUUUAUGAUGUUUAUAGGUGGACAGAAUCGUUUGAAAAUUUAGAACGAUAAAAACGAAUUUUCGUUAGAGAUAUUGUGUCGCAACAGCGUUUUUAUGAAACAAAUUCAACAUGUGAUAACAUACCAAAUAUCUAAUGUAUUUCAUUUAUAACUAGAUCAGUAUUAUCUGUUUUGCUCUUUUUAAAUGUUCCCAAAUACGACUACACUUAAUAUAUAGUCCCCAAGACAAGUUCUAUAAACAAUCUCAUUAGGAAUAAGGAUGAUAAAAUAUUAUAUAUUGUAU